AUGGAUUGUCCAGGAUAUAAAAAGUGCUGUAAGACAUCUACGGGAACCCAUUGUUCAGAUCCUGUUCCAGAAGAACGAACAGUGACAAAAUACUGGUAUAAUGUGUCAGCCCUUGUGAAAACGGAUUUCAGUGAAUUAUACAAAGUAGCUCCAAGACUUCUGAAUCAUUCACGUUUUUUGCACUCUGUGAUUACUGGAGCAUUGUGGCCCAUGAAUAUCUCUGUGUAUCAUAUCCAGACAACCAAGUCAGAAACUUAUGCAAACACAUUAGCGUCUCGUUUCCUGCUUGGUCUGCAGCAACUGGUUCCAUUGGACAAUAUUUCUUCUUUGCUGAAGAAAAUUGUGAUCAGAGUAUCUGAAGUUAUUGACAUUGUUGUAAAAGAUUGUGAUCAUGAUAUACCCAACAUUUUGAUUAAAAAUACGCAUUCUUCUAAUUUGUUGAGAAAUUCAAGAUCUGCAGAACCUGAAAUUAAUGUAUCAGUAGAUUCUGAAUGUGAUCCUCCUUCUAUUAGAAACCACAAUAUCUUCAAUGUAACUAGCAGCAGUUUUGAAGCAUCUUGGAGUAUUAAUUCUUCGCAGAACCAUUCGUUCCGAGUAGAAGUGUACAAAGGCAAGGAACUUGUUGAAAGAAUGGAAAUCACAGAUAUGAAGCUAACUAUGUUAAAUCUAGAAGCAAGUGUAAUGUAUACAAUGUCCAUCAGCUAUGAAGCUUGUGGUAAAAAUGUUACCUCCAGUAGAAUUGUGAAAACAGGUGAAAUUGUGGAUCCUGUUACUACACAGGGAUCAAAUGUAACUGAUUAUACAACUACCACACCUUUCUCAAAGGCAGAAAUACAGGAGGUGUCAUCUUUCACUAAGUAUACUGAAGCAACAGUGCUGCCAUCUAGUGGCAUCCAGGAGUCAAGCACUCUUUCAGCAGGGAAGACAUUGGCAACAUCUCAAAAGAUGAAUAUAUCAGGGAAUUUCAGGAAGAAUAGCACCUUAAAUAGCCCAGAAACAGUUACUUUGGCUCCAAAAUGGUCGGGCAAUGUAACAAUCUCAAAUGGAACUGUAGCUGAAGAGAGAUGGACCACCCAAGAUCAGCAAAACUCUUCAAUGACAUCAUCACCUGGAGUUUCAAACAUAGAAAACUAUUCUUUUAAGAGCAAUGAACCUACAGUGGAGGCUAGCACAACUCGCUUCUCAAUUGAAAGAAGUUCUGAGAAUGUUAUAGCCGUGAAUGUAACUGAAAAUGCCAAAUUUCAUGCUUUGAACCAUACCCUUGAUAGGCACAUUGGGGGAACUAACAGCUCUUGGUCUAAUGAAAGAAACAGUACAGCACCACCAUCUUCUUUCAAGAAGAAUAUGGCAAUCUCCCUUGCUACAGAUUUGAGUGCGGUAUUUCCAGCUGAAAGAAUAUUUUUUUCCAGUGUGAUGAAUACUAGCUUUCAGAUUGCCUGGACUACACAUUUUUCAGCAAAUACUACUUUCCAUUUUCUGCUCUUUGAGCAGGAACAGCUGAUAAAGAAGAUUAAAACCCAAAGCUGUCAUCUGAAUAUUUCUGAACUAAAACCAGGAACUUUGUACACUGUUAAAAUAAAGCCAGACUUUUAUGGAAAUGAAAGUAAAAUCGUGCAACGUAAAAUAAAGACAGCUGCCCAGAAGUUUAAUGGGACAAUUAGGAUAACAAAUCUGAACUAUAGCUCAGAGUUCAGCAACUCAAGAAGUGAAAAGCACCAAAAUUUUUCAAAGAUGUUUCUUAAUGAAGUCCGAACAUCUUUGCCUCCUAAUAUUCUUCAAAAAAUGGAUGCUGGUAUGAUUAACAUUUCAAUAGUAAGCAUUAUCCCAGGAAGCAUUGUGGUCAAUUUCAGCCUCUUGAUUCCAACAGACAUGGAUGCAAGGAAUGUUUCUGAGUCUCUUCUUGAAGCUUUUCGAAACAGCAGCCUUUUCAAGGUUGAUAAUAGCAGUCUUUCCAUAUAUGAUAACAAUGAAUGUGAGAGAGAGGAAACAGAUUGUUCUCCUAAUGCGUCCUGCUACAAUAUUUAUGGGUCUUAUGAAUGCAAAUGCAAAGAAGGAUUUGUCAGUGUAAAUGCUGAGAGACCUGGGAGAAACUGUGAAGUACUUUCUUCCAGCCUUAGUUCUGGAGAUGAACGGUCAAAGGAAUGGAGCAGCACAACUUUACCCUUGACCUAUCCAUCUACUUCAGACCCCAUGCCUUCAUCUGCCAAAGAUAAUUUUUCUAUUAGUAGUGGCAGAAGCUUGGAAAAUGCAACUGCCAACACUACAAUUAAUAAGCAAAAUAUAAAUCAAAGAACAAACAUUAGUGAUUUACCUCAGAAUUCGCCCUUGAUUAAGAGUUCUGCUGCUGGUUCAAUUAAGGAGGCAGUUCAAGUACUGUGUGAGUUUGAAAAAAUUGUCGUCUCCAUUAAGAAGAACUUUCUGCACCAGCAAUCUAUCCCAGAAACUUCCUUGUACCUAGGGAAUCCUCGCUGCAAUGUAACCUCCAGUAAUUCUAGUCAUGUGGUACUUCAGACAGGCUGGAACGAGUGCGAAACUGAAAUACAAACUAAUACCACACACACCAUUGCAAGAACUGUUCUUCGCAAUGAUUAUUCUUCCCAUGGGAUUAUCUACCACUUAAAGAUUUCAAGUCAAAUUCAUUGUAUCUUUCAGAACAAUCUCUUAACUUCAUCUGGAUAUACUUCAGAAGGAAUUUAUACCAUUUUUGAAGAUUUACAUGGAUCUGGACAUUUCUUAACAGAAAUGCGAUUGCUUAUUGGCAAUUCUCCAAUUCCACAAAAUUUCAGCAUCUCUGGCAGUGAUAAUAUAGUAAUUGAGGUGGGAGUUCAAACAAGAAGCAAGAAACUCAAAGUGGUUGUUAGCCAAUGUUGGGCAACCCCAACCAAUAACUCAAUGGAUCCUCGCUCAUUUCAUUUUAUACAUGGCGGUUGUCCAGUUCCAAAUACAAACACCAACGUGAUUGCAAAUGGGAUAGCCAACCGAGCCCGAUUUAAACUGAAAAUAUUUUCAUUUGUCAAUGGUUCAGUGGUUUACUUACAUUGCAAAAUCCAAAUUUGUGUUGAACUUCCUAAAAGCACUUGUAGAACGAAUUGCCAGGGUUUCCGUUUUUGGAAAACAGGUGAAAUUAUUGAUACACCCAAAACAACUUGGGGUCCCCUUCGCAAAUUCAGUGGUAAACCACUAGCUGGAUUAAAGGAAAAGAAAAAAAGUGGUAUGGGAGUAGGCUAUAUCGUCCUCAUUGUUAUUGGCGUACUUGUUCUCGCGCUGGGAAUAGCAGGACUUUUGGUCUGCCGAUACAAACACAAGGCUGGGACCUAUGACAUCAAAAGGAGGACUGAGUGUUUUAACUACCGAGCCUUCCAUGAUUGAAAUACAUCUGGAAUCUUUCUAUAAAUAUAUUGGUCCAUGAAAUGCUGGAGGUGAAAGGCAGAACCAAAGCAGCUGAUACUCAGAUUAUCGGGCCUCUGAGAACUUCUUAUUACAUUUAUGUUGCUAUUGCAAACCAUUUGCAUCAUUUCAAGAGGGAAGAACAUUCACCAGUGAUUUUGUAAUUGGAUGUAUUUUUGCUCUGCCUCCCAGUUCCACAAUUAAUAUCACUUGCUUUUAAAAAGGUAGAAAACUUUUAGCCAUGUAAGAAAGUAAACCAAACAUGUUCUUUGAUCAGAAUCUUCCUUAUAUGUACUGUAAUUUUUAAAUACUGAAUGGAUCAUACAGUGCAAAAUAUCCCUUUCUUAAAACUCAUGUCUCCAUGAAGUUGCUUCUGCAGAUCUCUAAUUCUUACAAUAGCUUUCAAUCCAACAUUCAACUUCACACAUCUACUUGGCAGAAAACUUAUUCAUUCAAUUUCCCUUUGGAUAGUUAGCCUGGAAGCUCUGAAUGUGGACUUGAAAUGAGGGAGAGAAAGAAAAAAGGGAGAGACAAAGGAAGGAAGGGAGAGAAAGAAAGAAACCAGAAAACACUAUCGAUUGUAAUACAAUAAUACUUGGAUCUUCAAUGAUUUGGAUGUUUUUUGAGUCUACAAAAUUUGCUAGAAUUUUGCUAUAGGAACGGCCUUUUAAAUUUUUUACAAUGCUUAAUACUUCAGUAAUUGUAGCAAGUAAAAUUGCUGCUAUAAAAUAGAUUGAUUUGGACAGACUAAGAGCUAAAAAUAAAUACAGAAACUUUGCUGAUGUGCUUUUAGAAACUGCUGAAUUUUGGGUAUGUUUAUUAUAAAUCUUCAUUCCAAAGAAUGCUAUUUGUCUUAUAAACAUAUAGGAAAGAGGAACUAUUUUUAUAGCUAUUGUUUUUGACUUUCUAUAUCAUACUAAAAUUAAGUGAACAUUACCACUAUUGUAGGUGAUUUGUGAAGUGGGAAGAGCUGAAAGAGAAA
This is a messenger RNA of Thamnophis sirtalis, 4369 nucleotides long. It is a transcript of the gene UMODL1, whose product is annotated as uromodulin like 1. Gene Ontology annotation, molecular function: calcium ion binding; peptidase inhibitor activity; protein binding. Gene Ontology annotation, cellular component: extracellular region. The record is from RefSeq and is a predicted model, not a curated record. NCBI's taxonomy places the organism in Eukaryota, Metazoa, Chordata, Lepidosauria, Squamata, Natricidae.